Molecule: messenger RNA, 2058 nt
Organism: Aplosporella prunicola CBS 121167
Lineage: Eukaryota; Fungi; Ascomycota; Dothideomycetes; Botryosphaeriales; Aplosporellaceae
Exons: 5
Coding region: 1-2058 (685 amino acids)
Biological process (GO): regulation of DNA-templated transcription; sexual reproduction
Cellular component (GO): nucleus; Ste12p-Dig1p-Dig2p complex; Tec1p-Ste12p-Dig1p complex
Molecular function (GO): DNA-binding transcription factor activity
Source: RefSeq, a predicted model, not a curated record
AUGUAUUCGACCGGCCAUGCCGCCAUGGCCCCGCCCCAGGCACGCCAGGUCGCCCCCGAAACCUUCCUUCUCGACCACGACGCGCAGCAGAGCCUGCCGCCGGACUCCAUCGUCGCCCUGCAGCAAGUAGACAACCUUAAAUAUUUCCUUAUCUCCGCUCCCGUCGACUGGAGCCCGGAUCAGUACAUCCGCAGGUUCCUGCUGCCCACCGGCGAAUACGUUUCCUGCGUGUUAUGGAACAACCUCUUCCACAUCUCGGGUACCGACAUUGUGCGAUGCCUUUCCUUCCGCUUCCAGGCCUUUGGCCGCCCCGUCAAGAACUCGAAGAAGUUUGAGGAGGGCAUUUUCUCGGAUCUGCGCAACCUGAAGGCCGGCACCGACGCCUCGCUCGAGGAGCCCAAGAGCGCCUUCCUCGACUUCCUCUACAAGAACAACUGCAUUCGCACGCAGAAGAAGCAAAAGGUCUUUUACUGGUACAGCGUGCCCCACGACCGCCUGUUCCUCGACGCCCUGGAGCGCGAUCUCAAGAGGGAAAAGAUGGGCCAGGAAGCCACCACUGUCGCUGUCAACGAGCCUGCCCUGUCUUUCGAGUUUGACUCGUCGCAAUCGCUGUUCGAGCAGCUCACCAAGGCCCAGCAAACCAACUCUUCCUCGUUCAACAACCAGAUCCCCGCCUACUCGCAAGCAACUUCCCCCGUCAUGCGCGCCAUGGAUUCGAUGCCCCCUCCGUCGAUGAUGCACCAGGCAAUGCCGGCCACGAUACCCGAGGACGCCAUCCCGAUGGCCAGCUACCCCAUGACUAUGGCGCCGCCGCUUGCUCCCAUGAUCGCAAAGUCCCGCGAACGCGACUACACGCCGAUUCCCUACGAUCGCAAUGGCAUCCCUCUGUCGCAGGUCCACCAGCGCCACAGCUCGAUGCCCGCCUAUAUGGAGUACUCCCCUGCGCCGUCGUUCGUCUCUUCGCAUUACGAGGACUACAGCACGCGCGGCAUGUCGUUUGAGCCCAUCACGCCCCCUCAGCACUCGAUUGGCCUCGGCGCCGAGCCCGCGUACAUUGCCAACGAAGACACUGGCCUCUACACCGCUAUUCCCGAUGUUGGUCUUUCCGCGAGUUUCAACCCUCUGAUGCAGCUGCCCCCCUCCAACCUGGCCGGCCCGCAAUUCGCCGCGGGUCCUCGCUCGUUCACUGGCAACAUGUACUCUGUGAUUGAGGGCUCGCCCACUUACAAGCAGAGGAGGAGACGGUCUUCGAUGUCCAUCAGCGGCAGCCCCGCCGUUCCCGCGGCCAUGGCCAACCCGCAUGCUGCUCACAGGCCGAGCGAUCUCCGUCGGUCCGUUUCCGCCUCCGUAGCGCCGCUUCCUGAGGCCGACGAGAGUGGUCACGAUUCCCCUCAAAGCCUCCACAACGGAUACACCACGAUGCCCGCCAAGGCUGAGGUGCAGGACAUGUCGAGACACGGCACGCCGAUCGCGACCGUUGAGGAGAGCCCCGUUCAACAACCCUUGCCGAUGCUGCCUCAAGACGACCUGUCGUUGACGAAUGACUUCUCGGAACCUUCUCUCCACCAAAGUGCCGUCACCCGGCAAGCGCCCGGUGUCUUCCGUCGGGCUCGGAGUGCCACCAUGAUGGAGUUGGGCCCGUACCCGCAGAAAUCCCACUCUUGCCCGAUCCCCACUUGCGGGCGCUUGUUCAAGAGGUUAGAGCACCUCAAGAGGCACGUGCGCACUCACACGCAGGAGAGGCCCUACGUUUGCCCGCUCUGCAACAAGGCGUUCUCGCGAUCCGACAACCUCGCUCAGCACCGCCGUACGCACGAGCCCCGCCAGGAGGGCGACCCGCUUCCCAGCUUCAGCGAGGAAGAGCUGGAAAACGACGAGGACGGCCUUGGCGCGCUCGAGGAGGAGUCUCCCGAGUCGCUCUCCGCUGCCAACGACUACAUGCCCUCCGGUCUCUCCAUGUCGACUUCUCUGGCUGAUCUUCCCACGCCAACCUCGAUGGGCAGCAUGCAGACUAGCAUGGCCCAGUCGCAGCAAAUGCUUGCUGCAAGCAGUUUCUAA